This is a messenger RNA of Drosophila subobscura, 1267 nucleotides long. RefSeq names its product serine protease grass-like. The transcript has 5 exons. Lineage: Eukaryota; Metazoa; Arthropoda; Insecta; Diptera; Drosophilidae. Gene Ontology annotation, biological process: proteolysis. The coding region runs from base 156 to 1247 and encodes 363 amino acids. Gene Ontology annotation, molecular function: serine-type endopeptidase activity. The record is from RefSeq and is a predicted model, not a curated record.
AUGCGAAUACCCUACACAAAAUCGAUUUGGUUCGAAGCGUUUGUUGUCCAGUAUUAUUUCUGGGAAAAGAUGUCAUUUCACUGGGUCACUCGACACUGGGUUGAUAAGAAACAAUUCCCGGUUAUUCUGAUUAAUCCGGAUUAGUCUCCGGCGAUAUGUUCAUCCGAAUGGAACUGUUCGCUCCGAAAAACGUGCUCCUGUGGAGCAUCCUGUGGCUCCUAGCUGUAGGAAACUUGGCAGAAAACGAAAGCUGCGUCUACUGUGUGCCCAUUGACGAAUGCGGGAAACUGUUCGGCAUUCUGCAGCAGGGUAAAAGUGCACCAUUUGAGGACAUUCGCUUGCUCUAUCAGUCCGGCUGCAAUGAUUAUCGCGGCUUGUUCUGCUGCGGCAGCGAUCCCAAGGGCCUUGAGGAGCUGGAACUCCAAAAACCGCAUUGUGGCGUCGCUGAGUCAAUUUCAGUGGGUUCCCAUUACAUCAUUAAUGGCGAGGAAGUGAAGCUCAGCACCAGACCAUGGAUGGCGCUGUUCUUGACAAACAGCUCCGCGAAUGGCCAACACUUUUGUGGCGGCUCGCUCAUCACGCAAAGAUUUGUACUCUCGGCAGCGCAUUGUUUCACCAAACCGGAGUAUAAUGAUUUAAAUUCUGUGGUGGUUCGCUUGGGAGAGCACGAUGUGCGCCGUGCCAGGGACUGCCGGACCUACUGGGGCAAGGAGAUAUGUGCUUCACCGUCAGAGGAUUUCGCCAUCAAAAGGAUAAUUUCUCACGAGUUCUUCUCGCUUAGCACCAAUUACCACGACAUAGCGCUGGUUGAACUGGCCUCGCGGGUGGAUUACAAGACUCACAUUAAACCCAUCUGUAUGCCCCUGGACGUAGAGGUGCAGCAGCUGGCGGAAACUCUCGACACUUUCAGCGUGGCCGGUUGGGGCAAGCUCAAUGCCUAUGCUGCUCGGGGCUCCGAUGUGCUCAUGGCCACCGAUGUGCGGCGCAGCUCCCGCAAAAUGUGCACCAUCAAGUACAGCAUGUGGGUGAAGGAGAGCCAAAUCUGUGCUGGCAGCAGCGCCUCAACACAUGACUCCUGCCACGGCGACUCUGGCGGCCCUCUGGGAAGUCUCGUCAACUACUUCGGCCGGCCCCGUUUCUUUCAGUUUGGGCUGGUGAGCUUUGGAAACAGAGACUGCCAAAGUGAGGCCGUCUACACAAACGUCGGCGCCCAUCUGCCAUGGAUAACAGAAAAUAUAGCUGGAUAAACAUCGAUUCGUACAUUAAA